Molecule: messenger RNA, 351 nt
Organism: Staurois parvus
Lineage: Eukaryota; Metazoa; Chordata; Amphibia; Anura; Ranidae
Source: the annotation of a GenBank genome assembly
GAUCAUCGCCAAGCAACUGACCAUCACAUUCAGAAGGACCUUAAGAUUAAGUCUGAGGUUAAUGUUUCUUUAGAGCCUACACAACUGUCUGUGCCCAUAUUGCACACUGCAGUGCCAGAUUCAUUGGAUUCUGAUCUUCUACAAUUCUUCCCAACUGCUUGUCAGUUUAUAGAUUCUUACAUGGCUCCAAACUGUGCUGUUCUUGUUUCCUCUACACUGGGGAUCAGUCGAUGCAGUACUGUGAUCAUAGCAUAUCUUAUACAUGCCAGAAAAUGGACACUGCAGGAAGCUUGGAACCAUGUUCAUAAAUGUAAAAACAACAUGAGACCAAACAGAGGAUUUGUGCAGCAG